Magallana angulata is the source of this 5720-nucleotide messenger RNA. RefSeq names its product ATP-dependent RNA helicase me31b-like. The transcript has 11 exons. The coding region runs from base 212 to 1555 and encodes 447 amino acids. Gene Ontology annotation, biological process: P-body assembly; cytoplasmic stress granule assembly. Gene Ontology annotation, molecular function: ATP binding; mRNA binding; RNA helicase activity. Lineage: Eukaryota; Metazoa; Mollusca; Bivalvia; Ostreida; Ostreidae. Gene Ontology annotation, cellular component: cytoplasmic stress granule; P-body. The record is from RefSeq and is a predicted model, not a curated record.
GGUAAAAGAAAUGAGCAAAAAUAUUUUUGUUUUAAUUUUUAUAAUGGAUUGUUUUGGAUCUGACAUAAACAAUAUGACUUCCUGUCUUGCGCAUAUCCUACCGACUCCGGCCUAAAGAAGAUUUUUUCUAAGAGGAAGGUUUCAUGUUUUCGAAAACUGCAUAAGUAUUUUUUACCCAACCACACCAGCAUAUUGAAUUGUGGAUGUAACCAUGGCUUCGGCUACUAUUGAGCAAAACUCUGGUAACCAUACCAAUUCUUCAGAUGCAAAAACAGGAGAUUCUACUGGAUGGAAAUCUAAGCUGAAUCUCCCACCAAAAGACUUGCGAGUCAGAACCAGUGAUGUAACAAACACCAAAGGAAAUGAGUUUGAGGACUUCUGUUUGAAGCGAGAACUUCUAAUGGGGAUUUUUGAGAAGGGAUGGGAAAAACCGUCUCCUAUUCAAGAGGCUAGCAUACCUAUUGCUCUAACAGGAAGGGAUGUAUUGGCUCGGGCGAAAAAUGGCACAGGAAAAACAGGAGCCUACACUAUUCCAAUUUUGGAGAAGGCAGACCCAAGUAGAGAUGAAGUUCAGUCUCUGGUCAUCGUGCCCACCCGAGAGCUGGCUCUCCAGACCAGCCAGAUCUGCAUUGAGAUCAGUAAACAUUUGGGGCUCAAAGUGAUGGUCACAACAGGAGGAACAAAUCUAAAGGACGAUAUAAUGCGACUCUAUGAACCAGUGCAUGUGAUUAUUGCAACUCCCGGUAGAAUAUUGGACCUGAUGAACAAGAAUCUAGUCAAAAUUGGUAAAUGUGGAAUGCUAGUUCUGGAUGAGGCUGAUAAACUGCUGUCUCAAGACUUCAAGGGGAUGCUGGAUCACAUCAUUGCCCACCUCCCCCCGGACCGCCAAAUCCUCCUGUAUUCCGCAACCUUCCCCCUGACUGUUGAACAAUUCAUGAGAAAACACUUGAAUAACCCAUACGAGAUCAACUUGAUGGACGAAUUGACUCUGAAGGGGGUCACACAGUAUUAUGCCUUUGUGCAGGAAAAACAAAAGGUCCACUGUCUCAAUACUCUAUUUUCAAAGUUGCAAAUCAACCAGUCGAUCAUCUUCUGUAACUCGACCCAGAGAGUGGAACUGCUUGCCAAGAAGAUAACCGAGCUCGGCUACUCCUGCUUCUACAUUCAUGCCAAGAUGAAUCAGCAGCACAGAAACAGGGUUUUCCAUGACUUCAGGCAGGGUCUCUGUAGGAAUCUGGUGUGUUCAGAUCUGUUUACCAGAGGAAUUGAUAUCCAGGCCGUAAACGUUGUCAUCAACUUUGAUUUCCCCAAGCAUGCCGAGACAUAUCUCCACAGAAUCGGUCGAUCAGGAAGAUUUGGACACCUGGGAGUAGCCAUCAAUCUCAUUACUUACGAUGACAGGUUUGCCUUACACAAAAUUGAAAGUGAAUUGGGAACAGAAAUAAAGCCUAUUCCAAAGAACAUCGACAAGUCUCUGUAUGUAGCUGAGUUCCACAUGAUGAAUGACCAUGAAGAGGGAGGGGACACGCACUCACAGCGCGGGGGUGGACACUAGAAUGCCCCGCCCCCAUCAUCAGCUCAUUGUUUCAUCAUUUUUUGUCACAACAUGCUGAAACCUCUUGUAUUCUAAUAAGAAAAACUUUCAAAUGAAAGCCUUGAAGAUCAACAUAUCAACCAAAUCAGCUGUCAAGGGAGAUCAGCGUGUAUUCUCAUUGUUAUCUCAUCUCAUCAUGAAAUGGCAUUAUUAAGAGACAGGAGUGUACCAAGGGGAAGUAACUAGUGCUGUAGUUAAUAUGUCUCUAGAUUUUGUAGACAUUGGAAACAAGAAUAAGAAAUGUUUAGUGACAUAAAAUUCAUUAAUUUGCAUAUUUUGGAAAAAACAAUUGUGUAAAUAGCAAGGGAGAGAACAAUUGUUGAUACUGAAUAGAAGAAUCCCAAUUUAAGCAAGCUGUCUAUGCUAUGUGAAGCACAAAUGAGAAAGAAGAAAAUGAAAUCAAGUUUGAAACCACAAAAAAAUGGUGCACUAAAUGGGAAAACUACAUCAAUGUUAUUUAAGGAUGCUUUGUGUGGAAACCAGAGUAGAAAAUGAGUCCCUUCACUUGAUGAAUCAGUUAAACUCUUCAGUUCAUUCAGCAGACUCUCCAAAAAGUAAUAUAUAUUCUUAAUGCAGAUAAAAACUGGAACAAUGGAAUCUGCAUCUGAAUAAGAUAUUUAUUGUGUUGAUCUCACAGAAAGUGGAAGCAUGUAUAUGUUUAAGCUCAGCGUCUCGGUACCCAUAAAUUUUGUAGUGAAAAAAUUUGAUACAGAAAUUCACAUUUGUUUGAAAAAAUUCAGUAUAGUGUCAAGUUACAGGCAAAAUUAGGAAUACACUGCUUUAUAUCAGAAAAAAAAUGCUGUGCUAAGUGAGAGUAUUAUGGAAGAAUAUAUGGUGGAAACCAUGAUUUACACUGCGAAAUGUGAUUUUCUGUAACAAAUUUGACAAUACCUCAGAAUAGCUGUAACAGAUAUAUGCUUCCUUACGAAACAUUUGUACAUUAUUUAUAUUCAUAGCUGUCUUUAUUGUGGUGUCACAAAGUGACCAUACAAGGAGAAACUCUCCCCAAAUCAAAAGCAGCCUGAGCCUCUUCAUCUGAACAGAACUCCCCUCCAUUGUGGGGCUUAUUCUCUCCAGCAAAAUCAGACUUCUUGUACAUAAACUAAGCCCAGUUCCUGGUGAGCUGGGUCCGACACUGGAUCACCGUUGAUAAAGUGCUUAUGCGAAUGUAACUUGACUGGUCGAGGUUGUAUGUGUGAGCUAGUCAAAUUUUGUAUCUGAAAUCCACUGUCACCACUAUAUAUUCAAAUGAUGUAUCUUGUUAGGGAUGUGCAAUUUUGUUUUCACUGUGAGAGUAUGUUCCUGCAGCAAGAUGUCAAUGAGAACUUUCCUGCAUGGGAGUUCUAAAUUUAAAAAAUGAAAUAAGACAAUUGAAUAGAUAGGUGAAGACUGAAGAAGAACUAUGCAAACUGAUGAAAAGAGCCUGGUUUUGAGUCUCACUGACAGCUUGCUGUAUGGACGUACUUCAUUGAACCAAAUAGUGGUGUGUACAUGUUACCAUAUGUGAAGCCUUCCUUUGGGCUGCCAGUCAGACGGCUUGUAUGUCCGAACCUUGUUUUGACUGGAUUUGUCUUUUGUACAGAAAGAGGAAGAAGUGCUAGUUAAGAACCACAGAAAGUACCAUUUUUUUUCUCUGUCAGAUGAUCUCAGGGGUUAACUGUUAGUUGUCUACGAGCAUAUGUGUGUGUGUGUGUGUGUGUCUGAGUGAACGUGCAAGUGUGAUCAUUUGUGCCUUAAUUAAAUCUUUCUCUGCAGGAUAGGAAAAAAGCACUUGCAGUCAAACUUGGCUUGUGACAUGAGCUGGAUCAAGCCAGGAAAAGAGAAGCGUGCUCAGAUAGAAAAUUUGACCCGUUUGUACACACUGAUUUUUUACAGUAAGAGGACUGCUCCUUUUUCUGUGAAUAUACAUACAUGCAUAGUGAAGAUGACAAGUGCAGAGAAUUUAGCAACAAAUUUAUUUGAAGGUGUUUAUCAAUUCUUAAACUGUGUUUUACACGAAUGAAGAGAAUGGAAAAUACAAAGGCUUCAACAAAAUAGGAAGAAAAAGACUUCCGAGUUAUUUUGUGUCGUCCACGGAGAGCCACACCUUUGUGAGAUUGUGUUCCAGAGACAAACUUCCGUUGUGACCUCUAGUGACCUCUAGCACCAGAUAGUGACUGGUCCCAUACAGGCAGCUUUCAUAUAAUGCCAGAGAUUUCAGUCUCCCCCCAACAGAAGUUUCUCAACACUGAAGGGCUAACACAGCUUAUAGCAGCACCUUUCAGAUGGACAAAGUCUUUUUUGCCAAAAAAACUUUUUUUCGUUUAUUGUGCUAUGUUGAGUUGUUUCCUUUGUGUAUUUGUUAAAGUGUUUGUGAUGAUGUGCUAAUGUUUGGGAGGGGGAGUCCUAUUAGGUAAAGAUUCUAAAAAUGUGAAGAAAUUGGGCAAAGUUGAUUCAAUUUUUUUUUUUCAAAAUAAUUUUAACUGGGGUAUAUUUUGAUAAACAUGUUUUGGAUUAUUUUUUUUUUCUCAGAACAGGAAGAAAAGUAAUGUGUCAACGUGGAACCCUUAUGGUUCCUGCUGCAGAUUGAACUAAGAUGAGAAUGUUGCAGCUACGCUACAUUCCUAAAAUUUUACUGACCAACUUUCUUAUUUCACCGUUGUCGAGGAAAACAUUGCAAUAUUUUUGUGUUUAGAGGUUUGCUGACCAUUUUAAAUAUUUGAUUGAGUUGUAAGACUAGAGACCGCGUUAUCAAUCCAAGAGACAGUGCUUGCGUCCGCAGGGUUCUUGUUAUUAAUUAUGGUUUUGACAGAUAUUUUUUAUGCAGAUGAAAUGUUGACAAACAAGAAUACUGGCGGUAAGGGAAUUUUUUUUUUCUCGUGGGAUUUUUGCAAGAAAGAAGCUUAAGAUAAAUUGUAAUGAUGUAGGAAUGACAAGUCAAGGUCUCAGGAACUUUUACCAGUUCAUUUAAUCUUCAAAAAGUGGGACUUGCUGUGAAAUGUAGGAGGGCACAAUUUGGAACUGAGCAAAUUUUGGAGUUUGUUACAAAAUUUUAGGGUCUGGGAUUUUGGAUGGGGAUGGGAUAUGUUAAAUUGGAUUUAAUUGUUUCUAAGUAAUUGAGUAAAUUUUAGAAGUAACUUUGUAAGUUGCAAUUGAAAGAAAUGUGUUAAAUGGUCCCACCUUGCUCAGAUGUGCUCUCCAAAAUAAUGAUGGGGCAGAACUGUGAAUUGUUGAAUUUUAUCCAUUGUUCAGCUAUUUUUCUUUUUUGACAAACUGAUGUUCGCCAUGACUAGAUUCAGAGUAGUAAUGUUUCAACAUGCUUCUAAUCUCAACUUCUCAGGCCUUCCCAGCUAAGCUCAGAAAUUGUCACCCCAACUGAAUCACUUCUCAAUAGUAAGAAGUACUGGUUAGGCAGAGUUUAAUGUCUACUCUGUAGUUUACUUUAUGUAUUACAACAGCAUCUACACGUGACUGAUACAGCAUUUCCCGUCUUAAGGUAGUCCAUCCUUAACUAAGGCAUAUUUAGCAAUUUUGAUUGAUCUAUACUACACCAAAUACGUAUUUUAAAAUUGUCAUGAGGCUGACAUAAACCAAACUCGAGAGUAUGUAUAUAUUCAAUUAAAUGAACUUAUAAAGAGUAGCGUGCCCAUUAGGGAAAAAUUUAUUUCUGAAAGUAUGUAUGGCAAAUUAUGAAUUAUUUUAGCAUAUUCGAAGAAAGGGAAAGCUUUUGCAUGCAUCUUUUUAACAAGAGAAAUGUGAGAAAGUUACUUGUACUAAAAAUUAAUUUAAAAAUGAAUUUUUCCCCAUAGACCUCAAUGUUAACUUAAACAUAUGAUAGAUUUGUUAAAAUUCAUUUUUCCCCUUAAUUUCAAAGGUGAAUCUAUUAUUUAAUAAACCCCUUAUAAAUCGCACUAAGGUUUUGUUGACCAAGCUUGUAAUUUAUUUUAUAUGGAAUAUAAUAUUUAUGGAUGGAUUACCUUAAGAAACAUUCUUCAUUGAUGCCCUCUUUAUACUACCGAUGAAGUUUAAACGGAAAGGCCCGAGAAGUUAAGAUUCGACAUGGCCCAUUUCAAAUACAAAUUCUGAAAUCGUUGUCAUUCGAAAAUUUUGAAAUUGCUAAAUAUUCAAAAAUGAAAUCUAAAAUCUG